GAGGAAAUCCAAAGGGAAGAGCCUGUUGAGAGAGAAGGACACACACACCUGUGAGAAGGGAAACCACACUCUAGCUUGAAGACAUGGCCAACGCAUCUGUCCAAACCAGUGACUUCUCCCUGGAGAAGAAUCUAACCUGCUCCAUCUGCAUGGAGAUAUUCAGUGAUCCGGUCACUACGCCUUGCGGUCACUCUUUCUGCAGUAAAUGCCUGGAGUGCAGCAUCUCUGUACAUCAUGUUAAUGACAUGUGUCCUCUUUGUAAGAAACAUCUCAGUAAAGCUCCUGAUGUUAACAUUGUGCUGAGAGACAUUGCCCAGCAAAUGAAAACCACAAUCAGCAACAGGAGCUCGGGUGAUGCUGGGGAAGUGGUUUGUGACGUUUGCACUGAGCCGAGGCAGAAGGCUAAGAAGUCCUGCCUUGUGUGUCUCGCCUCCUAUUGCUCAGAUCACUUGGUAAACCAUUCAGCUGAAAGGCUGAAGGGUCACAAGCUGGUGGAACCACUGCAGAACUUAGACGCAAGGGCCUGUCUGAUCCAUGGACGUUCACUAGAGCUGUACAGCAAGACGCAACAGAAAAGCAUCUGUGUUCGAUGUUUAGAAGGAAGUCAGGAGGAAGUUGUCUCCAACGAAGAGGCCUGGCUCGAAAAGAAGACUCAACUUGAAAACACAAAGAGAGCAUUAGAAGAGAGGAUUGAAAUAAGAAAGACAAAGAUGGAGGAGAUAAAUGCAGCUCUAAAGGAGAGCAAGGACCUAAUUGAAAACGAGUGGUGGGACAUAGAGAAUGUUUUUUCUGCUCUGGUUGUUAUUGUGGAGGCAGCCCAGCAUAAAGCUCUUAAGCCACUAGCGAAUAGGCGGGAUGAAAUGGAGGAAGAUGCCAAAAAUCUGAAAGAGGAGCUGGAAGGAGAAAUAAAAAAAAUAGAGAAAACAAUCUCAGAACUAGAUGACGUCUCAGGGUUUGAAGAUCACAUCCUUUUCUUACAGAAGUAUCCUUCUGUUUCAGUCCAUGAUGACAUGAAGGACUGGACAGACGUUAAACUUGACAAUACUCUGUCUUUUGGCUCCAUGAGAGAAAUUUCAACAACAAUGCUUAGAGAUAUUCAGCAGGAGCUGAAGAAGCUGGACACCAUUGAACUGAAAAGACUUCAGAAGUUUUCAGUGGACGUAGAACUAGACGCACAGACAGCACACCAACGCCUCAUUAUUUCCCCCAAUGGGAAAGAAGUCAAAGAUGGAGGCGAAAUCCAGGAAGUAGCUGAUUCUACAGAGAGGUUCGAUGUCUUUGGCAGUGUUCUCGGACUCAACAGCUUGACGACUGGAAAGUCAUACUGGGAGGUGAAGGUCAACAACAAGACCGGAUGGGAUCUAGGUGUAGCAAGAGGCAGUGCAGGCCGUAAAGGAAAACUCAAGCUCAGCCCAGAUCAUGGUUACUGGGUUCUGGUACAUUAUGAGGAGGAGAACUAUGCAGCCAUGAUGAAUCCACCUAUUGGUCUUUCCCUGGAAGAGAAGCCAGAGACAGUCGGGGUCUUUGUGGAUUACGAGGAAAAUCUCUUGUCCUUCUAUGAUGUGACGACCCAGUCUCAUAUCUACUCAUUCACAGACUGUUUAUUCAAAGAUGAGAUAUUCCCUUAUUUCAGCCCACAUUAUAAGCAGGAUAAGAUGAAUUCUGAGGCUUUGGUUGUUUCUAAUGGAACACAUUCGGAAAUGGGCGAAGUUUGGAGGAGUUUUUGCUCCAUUUGUCUUUAACCAGAAUAUCAAAUGUUUCUGAUUUAAGAGGUAAUUUUACAUAAUGAAAAAUUGGGGGAAAUAACUAUUUCUAAAAAAUAUAGCAACAAAAAAACAAAUGUGUGAUUUUUUUGGGGGUCAAAUUUUGCAAAAUUGUUUUUGAAGGAAAGUUUUUUUUAUUACACCUAAACUCUAUUUCAAUUCUAUAAGCUUUUAACAAAACAUCUUAAUGGAUUACAAUCCACAUCAAACUACAUGCUAACUUGCUGUGUCCACAGUAAGCUUAAACUACCACUGAUGGAAUCCCUGUCAUCCUUUCCUACUGUUACAACCAACCUUCAAAUAACCAGUCCUGUACUCAUGUACAGUAUGUAAACGAGAACAUACAAUGGCAUAACUAUCGGUAAGCAGAGUAUGCAGUUGCUUAGGGGGACCCGACCUCUUAGGGGCACCAUCACUGACACCUGGUUGGCCCCCUACACAGCUGUGGACUAGGACCUCCUUUGCAGAUGUAAUGGUGCGAAAAAAUUUUAAUA
Messenger RNA from Cyprinodon variegatus (sheepshead minnow), 2257 nucleotides. Its product is annotated as E3 ubiquitin-protein ligase TRIM39-like. Gene Ontology annotation, molecular function: protein binding. Lineage: Eukaryota; Metazoa; Chordata; Actinopteri; Cyprinodontiformes; Cyprinodontidae. The transcript is spliced from 7 exons. The coding region runs from base 84 to 1742 and encodes 552 amino acids. The record is from RefSeq and is a predicted model, not a curated record.